AUGUUACUGUGCUGUAUUAGUCUAAUAGUUUCCUCUUAUUUUCAGCCUAUUGGGAGAAGUGCUAAAUUGGUGCGUUUUAUGGAUCACAGGAUGCGCUGUGUUCUUCAGGACAGCCGUGUUUUCAUUGGAACUUUAAAAGCUUUUGACCGGCAUAUGAACUUGAUUCUUUGUGACUGUGAUGAAUUCAGGACGUUGAAAUCAAAGAAUUCCAAGAAGGGAGAACGGGAAGAAAGAAGGUCGCUUGGACUUGUGUUGCUUCGAGGAGAGACACUUGUAACAAUGACUGUGGAAGGGCCUCCUGUGAGAGAGGUUGGCAUUUCCAGAGUUGCAGUUCGUGGUCCUGGUGUUGGCAGAGCAGCAUUGAGAGGAAUACCUGUCAGUAUAUCAAUGAUCCAGAUACCUACAGGUCUAGCUGGACCAGUAAGGGGGGUCGGCGGUCCUUCACAAGAGGUAAUGACACCUCGGGCUGGAGAAUGUGGAGGUGUACCUGUUCCUAGUUUUUCUGCUGCCCCUCAACCCCACAUACUAAUGAGAGGGGUCCCACCUCUUGUGAAUCUUGUGGAAGCAGGAGCAGCAAGACUAAGACAGUAUCAGGCAUGGGUUCAUGUGGCCAAUGCCUUUGUGCCAUAA
Amblyraja radiata (thorny skate) is the source of this 630-nucleotide messenger RNA. RefSeq names its product small nuclear ribonucleoprotein-associated protein B'-like. Gene Ontology annotation, cellular component: U5 snRNP; U1 snRNP; U2-type prespliceosome. The record is from RefSeq and is a predicted model, not a curated record. Gene Ontology annotation, molecular function: snRNP binding; RNA binding. Lineage: Eukaryota; Metazoa; Chordata; Chondrichthyes; Rajiformes; Rajidae. Gene Ontology annotation, biological process: mRNA splicing, via spliceosome. The coding region runs from base 1 to 630 and encodes 209 amino acids. The transcript is spliced from 5 exons.